ACGCGCGCAGCCCAAACCGGCGACGCGGACACUUUCCGCUUCUUCUCCGCCCACCCCGCCCCCAGCCUCCCUCCCCGACCGGAUGGCGAAUCCAAGCCUCCUCUUCCUCCCCAAGGUCCUCUGCGCCGUCGCUGCCUUCUGCGCCUGUCUUCCCGCACCCGUCUCCGCCAUCCGGAAGGAAACUGGGUUUGCUGCACCCAUUAUGUGCAGGAGGACUGUCCAAGGACGGCAUUUGAUUUCAGAUGAUAAUGGUUACGUAUGCUCUUCCCUUUCAAUCGAUCCAUGGUCACACUGCUGCCCAAGAACAGGAGCACGCUUUUCCUGUCAGGGCUGCAAACUUGAUUUACAGUGCUGCAACUCUUAUGAGUAUUGUGUUUCCUGCUGCUUGGAUCCUUCCAGGACCAAGGAAAGAGAUGUUCUGAAGUUGAAGGUAGCUAAGCCAGUUACUGCUGGAACUUACGCCAAUAUCUUCGAUUUCUGCAUGGGAAGAUGCCGCCAUAGUUCUGCAAGCGUGGUCCAUGAAAACGCAUAUGUGAGUGAUUUCCAUCAUUGCUUCAUGGUUCAGCAAAAUUUAUCAGCAGGAUCAACUGAUUCUAAUUAUGGAUCAAGGUUGGCUGGUAUAAGCGUCAUUGUGGGAAGGCAGGGAGAACCGUGUAGUUCCACGUGUAGAGCAAAAGGACAAUCAUGUGUUCCGAGCAGGCUUUCUGAGUUGAACAAAUGUCAGAUUUUACAGAAAUAUAUGAGAUGCAGAAGUGGUUGCUUCCCCAGUCUUGGACCAGAUCAACCCGCCGAAGUUGUAGACGAAGCUCCAACAAGUUUGAAUCCAGGAGCAUGCUUGUACAUGCAGACAGAUGAGCGGCUCACAUGUGAUGGCUCACAUCAACAUACCCGGAGGGUCUGUCCUUGCGCAUGAAAGCAGAAGUUUAUGGUAAUUUUAUCUGAAAAGCUCAUCAGAUUUUAGAGACUCAUCUAAUUGUCAACAUAUCUCCAAAGUUUUUCUCGCUAUUAUCAAUCACAAUCACUUGCAAGGAAACAAGUGAAGAUGAUCCCCUGAAAACUGGUGCUCUUUUUUCAUAAACAAACUUUUUCCCUACCUGUUGGACUGUUUGUUGUCCCAAAA
This is a messenger RNA of Brachypodium distachyon (stiff brome), 1120 nucleotides long. RefSeq lists its product as uncharacterized. Bases 83 to 913 code for a protein of 276 amino acids. Gene Ontology annotation, biological process: positive regulation of SREBP signaling pathway. Lineage: Eukaryota; Viridiplantae; Streptophyta; Magnoliopsida; Poales; Poaceae. The record is from RefSeq and is a predicted model, not a curated record. The transcript is spliced from 11 exons.